This is a messenger RNA of Elaeis guineensis (African oil palm), 546 nucleotides long. Its product is annotated as putative invertase inhibitor. The record is from RefSeq and is a predicted model, not a curated record. Gene Ontology annotation, molecular function: enzyme inhibitor activity. Lineage: Eukaryota; Viridiplantae; Streptophyta; Magnoliopsida; Arecales; Arecaceae.
AUGAAGCUUCUCAUUUGCCUAUAUCUUCCUCUCCUCCUCUCUCUCCACCGCACCACCUCCACCGACGACCGGCAAUGCUCGAAUCCGGCCGACAUCAAAGAAGUCUGCAAGACUGUCACAUCUAGCAUGGGAGCCGACGACCAUGAUUAUUGUGUGAGGACACUGAAGUCCGACCCCGAGGGCAAGUCUACUGACCUCCAUGGCCUGGCAACACUUGCAACAACGCUUGCCAUCUCCCAUGCCAUGAGCACUGAGUCCAAAAUUGAGGAGCUGAUGGACUUGGAGUCUGAUCCUAAGAUAAAGGAAGGGUACAAUGCUUGUUUGGAUGCCUACAAUGAUGCCAUCGACCAGCUUCGAGAUGCGCUUGAUAACCUCAACUCCAAGCUCUAUUUUGGGGGGAUGAAACUGCUUAAGUCCACUCUCAAAGGGGUUGAGAGCUGCGAGGAAGCAUUCAAGGAUGUGAAGAGCUCACCAUUAAUAAUGGAGGAUAAGGACUACCAGAGGUUGGCGAACAUUGCAUACCACAUUACUGCGUCUGUGGAGUGA